Trichomycterus rosablanca is the source of this 4091-nucleotide messenger RNA. RefSeq names its product ubiquitin specific peptidase 37 (gene usp37). Lineage: Eukaryota; Metazoa; Chordata; Actinopteri; Siluriformes; Trichomycteridae. Gene Ontology annotation, molecular function: cysteine-type deubiquitinase activity. The record is from RefSeq and is a predicted model, not a curated record. Gene Ontology annotation, cellular component: cytosol; nucleus. Gene Ontology annotation, biological process: G1/S transition of mitotic cell cycle; protein deubiquitination. The transcript has 24 exons. The coding region runs from base 225 to 2999 and encodes 924 amino acids.
CACAGCGCGAGGCCGGGUCGCGCGCUGCUUGCCGGCUCGAGAUCAGAGUGUUAGCCGCUAGCUUUGAGUUUAGGAGGGAAGCCGACGGUCUGCAUUUUUUUACCCCGUUUUACACCUUCCAACCUGGUAUAGAGGCCGUUUUUGAGGUAUCCUGGGCUCAACUCUUCAUCCUAAAAGCCCAUUCAGAGCCCCGCGUUUGAGCACCCUGUGCAUUUGCAGCAACAAUGGCUGUUGCAGUGCCCAACCUGAGCAGCGGUGCUGCUGUCCGCAUUCGCUUCAGCAGCUUGGAACUGGGCACGACCAGGUGGAAGGAGGGGAUCUUCGAGAUACAAGAGAAGGACAGCAAAAUAAAUCUGGUGUUAAAGUUCAACAGUGGUGGGGCGGCAAAGUACUUCCAGUUGAACCAGAAUGUGAAGAAGGUUGUUUUGAGUCCCAUGCAUAGUCAGAACCGCCUGUCGCUGACACUGAAAGAUGCAAGCGUAGUCAUUUUGGAGAAGCUUCCCCUGCUGGUUGCAAGGAAAUUAAAAGAGUACCUUGAAGUCAUUAAACAGGGGAAACAAACAGCUUUAAAAACAAACCAAGGAAGUGGGAGUUUUGGACUGGUUCUUGGGAACCGAACAGCACAGAAUGACUCGAGCCUAUCGUCGUCAGAAAAGCAGACAACACCACGGCGGUCAAGUCUGGACAAAGAAGAGACCACUCCACGUAAGCCACUUGGCAGUCCAAGCCGAGUCACAUCGACGCCUGUGCGUAGUGGACUCUCAGAAAACAGGUGCGAAAAGAGAAAGAGGUCGAUGAACUCGGACACUGACCUAACCGAGGACUAUCCCAAAGAAAAUGAUUCCUCCAGCAACAACAAGGCCGUUUCAGAUGCUUCAAGGAAGUUUUUGCUGAGUUGCAAAGAAAAAUUAAAGCAUAUAGAGGACAACAGGGCUUCAGCUCCUCCGUCAUCCUUCUAUGGCAGUAGACCUGGAACUAAAGAUUACACACCGACACAUUCAUUACUAGAACGGCCCAGCAGUACAACCCAGUCCCCCUCAGCCAAAAGAAGCCUUCUGCUUCCUAAUCACUCGACUCCCUUCAAGAAAGCCCGCUCGUCUCUGGAAUAUGGAGGGUGGAAUAAGGUGAAACCGUCCACCCUCACUCAACCUCCUCUGCAGGGAUUCUCCAACCUGGGAAACACCUGCUACAUGAACGCCAUCCUGCAGUCACUGUUCAGUCUGCCAUCUUUUUCAAAUGAUCUGUUGAAACAGGGCAUCCCCUGGAAGCGGGUCCCCUUCAAUGCGCUUCUGAGGCGCUUUGCUCAUCUGCUCGCCAAAAAAGACAUCUCGUCUCCAGAGGUGAAGAAGGAUCUGCUGAGGAGAGUGAAGACGGCGAUUUCCUCAACGGCCGAGCGUUUUUCUGGGUACAUGCAGAACGAUGCCCAUGAGUUCCUCAGCCAGUGCCUGGAUCAGCUCAAGGAAGACGUAGAGAAGGUUAAUAAGAGUUGUAGGAACGAGACUUCAGCCCGGGACGAGCCGCAGGGCACGCGGCCGGCCGAGGAGACGGACGCCUCCCGCAUCUACACCUGUCCCGUUACCGUCAACAUGGAGUUUGAAGUCCAGCACACGAUCAUGUGCAAAAGUUGUGGGGAAGUGGUUACAAAGCGUGAACAGUUCAACGACUUGUCGAUCGACCUGCCUCGUAAGAAGAAAACGCUCCCUUUGAGAUCCAUCCAGGACUCGCUGGAUCUUUUUUUCAGGACGGAAGAAAUCGAGUAUUCAUGUGAGAAGUGCGAUGGAAAGUCUGGUACGGUCACACACAAAUUCAGCAGACUACCGAGGGUGCUGAUUCUUCAUCUAAAACGCUACAGUUAUAAUGCACAGCUUUCUCUGAACAGCAAGCUGGGCCAGCAGGUCCUGAUCCCGAAGUACCUCACGCUGCUCUACCACUGCACGGAGAAUACGCGGCCACCUCUCGGCCUCGGCUGGAGAGUUCAGACAGCCCUGUCUAGAACACUGAAAACCUCACAAUCUGUGAACUCCUCUACGCUACGAAAAGGUCCUGUGAAGUCGGACAACACGAGUAUCAUCUUGUGCGACUCGGACAGCGAGGAGGAAUUGACGAGGAAAGUUGGGCGAAAACGGCGUCUGAGUGAUUGCAUUCCAGAUGACGACAGAAUAGAGGAGCAAAGUGGCCAUGUGGAGCAGCCAGAAUUUACAGGCAUGAACGAUGACGAGAUGCUGGCCGCUGUUCUCGAGAUGAGUCGCCACGACGCCGGUCCCAACGACGACGAACCGACCAGCAGCCCUGACACGGGGUUCGGAGAUACGGACGCCCAGGAACUUACCCAGCAUUCAGAACUUAUCGAGGGAGACAAACCAUCUGGAGAAGUGCUGGGCUCUUUAGACCUGACUAUGGAUGACAACAAAGAGAACCAGACUCCAGAUGGGGGUCAAGGUGAGCUGGACUGGGUGCAGCAGUACAGUCUGGACCAAGACCGUGAGGAGCAGGAGCUACAGCAGGCUCUUGCCCAGAGUUUGCAGGAACAUGAAGCGAGGGAAAUGAGAGAGGACGACGAUCUAAAGAGAGCGACUGAGCUGAGCUUACAAGAGUUUAACAGCUCCCUUCCUGAUCUCUUGUGCUCCGAUGAUGAUUCGGGAAACGAGGACGCUCUAGAAAUGGAGUACACCGAAGCAGAGGCUGAGGAACUAAAGAGGAACGCCGAGAAUGGAGAGCUGGCCAACUCCUACAGACUCAUCAGCGUGGUUAGUCACAUCGGCACCAGCUCGUCAUCUGGCCACUACAUCAGUGACGUGUAUGACAUGAAGAAGCAGUCCUGGCUCACCUACAAUGAUUUGGAAGUGUCCCGGACGCAGGAGUCCACUGUUCAACGGGACAGAGACAGGAGCGGAUACAUUUUCUUCUACAUGCACAAGAGCGUGUUUGAAGAGCUGUCCGAGCUGGAAAGGGCAGGAGGGAACGCUGAGACUAACCGCUCAGUCCUGCAACCGUUGUAAGCAGAUGGGGGUACAUCAGUAGCACCCUCAUAGUGAUGAAUGAGUCUCAGAAAGAAGUAAUGCCUCAGUCAGAACUACUGAUCUCACACACACACACACACACACACAGUUUGUGCACUUUUGUGUUUUCUUUUUUCUUCCAUGUUGUGAAACAUUGUGACUGAAGCUUCAGUAUUAAUGUUCUCGAACCCCGUGUAGAUAUAAGCGUUCACGACGAAGGGUAACGAAACUCGGUGUAUCAAAAGCAUUUUGGAUUUCUCACAGGUAUGACGACAUUCAGCCACAAAGUCGGUUCUAUUUUUCCAGUUUUCUUUUAUUUGCUGAAUAAUAAUGCCUGUAAUAAAGUUCCUUGCUGGAGCAGAAGCCUUUACGGAUUCAUCAAAAUGGCAGCACAUGUCCGAGGGGCGGCGGGCGUCCGUCCCCCCGUCCCCGUCGAGCCGGUUCCUUUUCCACUUUUGCAAAAUUCUUUAUUAAAUCUAUUAAAUAUAAAGAUUUAUUCUUGUAUGUGUACGGGUGAUUUAGGGCAUCUGUGAUUUGUUUUAUAUGCAGCUGAGAACGUGGUGCAAUAUUUACUCCCGUCGGCUUUUCUACGGCUGUCCAAUAGCGAUGUGUGUGUGGAGGGGUUCCAGUUUAUAUCCGAGGCUUUCUUGAAGACUGUUUGCUAUUUUAAUCCUAUUUUAUAAUAAGAAAAAACAUUCUAACAAGCUAAAUUAUCUAGUUUAUCUUUUUUAAGAGGAUAUUGCUGAUACUUGGUGGGGUGACAUUUUCUUCCGCUUUCACAUACGAAACCUUGCUAUGGAUGUUGCACAGCAGUUUUGUGUAGGACCUUUUUCCUCUAAGUAAAGACAGAACCGAUGCCUUUAACGACCAGAGAAGCUACUGCUGUAGGGUCAGCAGAUCUGAAUAUUUAUUUUAUGACCUCAUUUUUAUGUAAGCCCGUGUGUGUCUGGUUCUUUUUGUUUCCUGUUUGAACUGUGUUUGCAUAUCUAAUUUUCAAAGCUUUUAUUCAGACCUUUCCGUCAUCGCUGUUGUAAUUUUCUGUCAUGUUAUUUGCAUAUUAACUAAAGAGUGGGCUUAAUAAAGACCUCUAUC